Molecule: messenger RNA, 1052 nt
Organism: Acipenser ruthenus (sterlet)
Lineage: Eukaryota; Metazoa; Chordata; Actinopteri; Acipenseriformes; Acipenseridae
Product: growth arrest and DNA damage-inducible protein GADD45 gamma-like
Exons: 3
Coding region: 250-678 (142 amino acids)
Biological process (GO): regulation of cell cycle
Cellular component (GO): nucleus; cytoplasm
Source: RefSeq, a predicted model, not a curated record
GUCCCUUACUUUACAUGCAUUCGGUUGUAAUUAACUCAUUUGCAGAAUGAAAACAUAGAUAAUGAUUGUAAACAUUAGCAUGGGGUUUUAUCUGAUAAGCCAAUCAGCAAAGGCUUCUGGAUACCCCGCCCAGAUGUGUGGAGUUUUCAAGCUAUAAGUUUAAGGCACGCGUGCUGACCUACGCAACAAUUACAUUAGAUUUUGGUGCUCAGAGCAUUAUCCUAAUUUAAACGAGCCAUUCAGUUCAGGAUGCACUAUCAUGGGAAAGCAUUGGAGGAGCUUCUGGUUUCUGCUAAAAGUCAGGAAUGCCUUACUGUCGGGGUCUACGAGUCUGCAAAACUAAUGAAUGUUUAUCCAGACUGCGUGGCUUUCUGUGUUCUAGCCACUGAUGAGGAGUAUGAAUGCGACAUUGCCCUGCAGAUCCACUUCACCUUAAUCCAGGCGUUCUGCUUUGAUAACGGCAUCGACAUCGUGAGAGUGAAUGACACCCAGCGACUGGCUGAGAUUCUGGGCAAUACUGAUGAGUCUGGCGAACCUAAAGAUGUGCAUUGCAUUCUCGUCGCGAAUCCAAGUGCAGAUACUUUUGAAGAUCCUGCUCUGGAAAAGCUGAGUUUGUUCUGUGAGGAGUGUCACAGCUUCAAUGAAUGGGUACCUGCUAUCACACUUCCUGAGUGUUGAAUUGAGACACACCAACCCCUAUUGGAGAUGCGUAAACAUGGUUUAAUAGAAUGAAAGACAUGGGUGACCCAUCAAAUUACUGACAUCUGUGGAUUAUCCUGUUGAGGAAUCAGACGAGGAAUCACGCAGCCCCGCACAGGCGUGCUGAAGGUCUUUGGGACACUGACGAUUGUUGCCAAGAUGCCCCCACUUUCCAUAUGCAGUGGGGGCUUGGGUUACCAUGGAAACGAGUGGGGGAGUACAGCAUUCUAUGGGCUCUACGUGGAAACUUGUCAGAGGGAUGAAUCUUUUGCAAAAGUAAUGUUUAUGAACUCUUUGCUUACAUUGACAAAAACGAUGUAAAUACAACGAAUUGAUUAACUGAACUGACAAAA